Molecule: messenger RNA, 6553 nt
Organism: Athalia rosae (coleseed sawfly)
Lineage: Eukaryota; Metazoa; Arthropoda; Insecta; Hymenoptera; Athaliidae
Product: synaptotagmin-10-like
Exons: 10
Coding region: 323-1780 (485 amino acids)
Biological process (GO): regulation of dopamine secretion; regulation of calcium ion-dependent exocytosis; calcium-ion regulated exocytosis
Cellular component (GO): membrane
Molecular function (GO): SNARE binding; phosphatidylserine binding; calcium ion binding
Source: RefSeq, a predicted model, not a curated record
UGCAGAAACCAUAGAGGGACGAGAAAAUGUUCGAACGGGGGACGCGACGCGGGAGAUGCAGGCGAAGCGGAAUUACCACCAUCGAGUAUGGAGCAGGCGACGGUGGCCCUCCUUCCCUCCCCCGCGCCCACCCCCCCGCCCCGUUCACCCCGUGGUUAGCCUUGCUCAUGCAUGGUCUAGGGGUGCCCGCGUGACGUCAGAGAACGGCGCCGGCGCCGAGUGAAGAUUCUAACACCGGCACGCAUCCGAGGCGCGUCGAAACGACAGGUAGGCGACCCUCGCUCGCAAACCUGGCUCGGCUUGACUCACUCGAGUUCUCGUCAUGGGAGUGGUGAAGACUGCGUCCGAGAGUAUCCUCGAAGAAACUGUGAUACCCAGCGAGGAGGCUAAUCACUCUCUCCAGGGGCAUGCCGAGGAGUGGACCGGCAGCUUUCCUUACCAAUUAUUGAUAGGAGUCGGGGUUGGACUGAUGGCACUGGUUCUGUUGGCCGCUGCCAGUUUUCAGUGUUCGGCAACUUGGCGUUGGCUGAUGGGUGUCUCCAGGAACAACAACGACGAAGAUGCCGACGGAGAUAUUUCUCGUCACAAUGCCAUUCGUAUCAGUCACUCUCUACCGGAUCUACAGUCCGAGCCGAUCACCCACGAAUACGUGCAGGAGCAGAAGGAUAAUAAAAAGCAGGUGCUGCGACAAACUACCCUUCCGAUAGUUCCGAUGCGUCAUCAGACCUUCCAGCGUCAAUUAUCCCACCGUCUGGAUUUACCGAACAUAAAAUUCAGCAUCUGCAGUCUCGAGAAUCGGAGCGAUUCUAGCCUUGGACUUUUGAAGCCGGAGUUGUACAAGAAAGAUUUAACGCGGCAAGCCAGUACGGAAAGUUCAAGUACGGUAGAAAUGGAAUACUCCGGAAAACUUCAUUUCGCUCUCCGAUACGACAAGGAGUUCGAAGGUCUCGUUGUGAAGGUUUUGGAAGCGCGAGAAUUGCCAAUCAAAGACGUGACCGGUAGCAGCGAUCCGUACGUCAAGGUUUAUCUCCUUCCUGACAGAAAGAAGAAAUUCCAAACCAAGGUCCAUCGAAAAAAUCUGAAUCCCAUCUUCAACGAGACAUUUAUUUUCAGCGUUCCACACGAUGAUCUCAGAGAACGAUACCUUCAAUUUUCGGUGUACGAUUUCGACAGAUUUUCAAAACACGAUCUGAUCGGUCAAGUGGUUCUCAGAGAACUUCUCGACUGCACGGAUCUUGAACAAGAAAUUGAAUACACGAUGGACAUUCUCUGCGCUCUUCAGGAACCAGUUGACCGCGGUGAAUUGAUGCUGUCACUAUGCUACCUUCCAACCGCAGGACGAUUGACACUGACAGUCAUCAAGGGGCGUAAUCUGAAAGCCAUGGACAUCACUGGGUCGUCUGAUCCGUACGUGAAGGUCUAUCUACUCUGCCAGGGCAAACGAAUCAAGAAAAAGAAAACAACGGUUAAGAAAAAAACGCUCUGCCCUGUCUACAAUGAAGCCCUCGUUUUCGACGUGCCGGCAGAGAAUGUUGAGGAGGUCAGCCUUGUAGUGAAAGUUCUCGAUUACGAUAGAAUCGGACCGAACGAACUUAUGGGGUGUACAGCAAUAGGUGCCAGUUUCAUCGGAAUCGGUCGCGAUCACUGGCUCGAAAUGCUGGAUAAUCCGAGAAAACCUGUCGCUCAAUGGUAUCCACUCCAUGAAACGGUUGCUGGACACAUUCCGGUUGUCACAUCAGAGCCACUUCCCGUCAGCUUAAGCUGUUUGAAUAGCAGAUGAAGAAAAAACGUUUAAAAUGCAUCAGGGGUUGCGUGGCUAUCGAAAAUUCUAUCUACCUAGCGUCGUUGAUUGGUUUGAGAUCGUCUCUUUCGGUCAUUUGCUGCACUCUACGCACGUCAAAAAUUGACCGAUUUGUAUGGGAAGCAAAAGGAUUAAACAAUCGAUUCUUUGACACUGUGGUCAAGCAGAGUGACACAAGGACUCCGGGUCAACGCAGCAAUAUGAAGAGCAUGAAGAGAAUUGCGUAAUAGUUAUUCGAUUAUUGAUAUAAUCAUUCUUCCUCCGUGAUAAAUUUGAUAAUUAUAUUAAAAACACAUGUCUAUUUCUAUCGCAAUCUCCUACAUAAUACACAGAGAAAGCUGACGUUUGGAUUUCAAUCAACCAAACGUCUAAUUGAAUUGAUCCCAGUUCGAGGCCAAUUUGAAAAAUUAUGUCCGGGAGGGGGAGGGGGGGGGGGGGGAUCGGGAAAAAAUUACGAUCUGGCGUCCUAACUACUUUAAUCUAUUGUUAAAGAUAGCAGGAUACCAAGAUCCUAUCAUUUCAAAAUAAACUUCCUGUAAAUCUGUCAAUGUGAUAUACAUACAUUAUACAUAUGAUACAUAAUGGUAUAUAUAGGUACAUUAUUAGGGUGAGUCGUAGAAGGGCUUCAGUUUUAUGUUUGAUCUCCAAUUAUGUCAAACCUUAGUGCACAACUCCAAUAAAGUCCUUAUCCAAGUAGAACCCAGCAGAUCAAGUCAAGAGGGGCUCAAUCGGAUUUCAUUUUUUCCCAUAUGAGUGACAUGUGCCAGCUGAGAUUUUGGUAGACGACUUGCGAUAACUAUAUCGAAUCAUAAACCAAUCUAUAUUGAACGCAAAUAAUUUGUAUGUAACUAUUUUGUUGAUUGCAUGAUUUGUUCACAUAGGAUCUACACUACUUUUUAUUAUCCGAUAGGGGUUUGUUCACAUUUCGACAUAAUCGUUUCAAGUUGAAUACCAAAAUAACAGCCAAGUGGGAUGAACAAAAUUUGAUCGAGCAAGCCUUUAAACUUGACCCAUCAAGCUCCACUUGAAGGAAAACUCUUUUUCGAUCAUAAACUAAGAUUUGACAGGGCUGGAAAUCAAAACUAACAAUGAAUCUUCUGUCGACAUAAAGGCCCUAGAUGCGUGAUAUACAUAGGUAUAUACAUACUAAUAUACAGACAUAUACUGUUACAAUUUCAACUUUUAUGAAACUCAAAGUCAAAAUUGAAACUUGAAUGAAUUCGUUGUUGGUCGAAUCGACUAAUUUAUUUCGUUACGGUUUUAUUAUGUUCGUUGAAUUAAUUUUUUUUCCCUUUUUUCAAUAACAUACGAGCAUCAAUAUUCGGGACUAUCCGAGAUCUAGAUUUUGACAAAUUGAAUGAAUUUUAAUAAUUUUUCCCCAGAAUAUUCGUCGGAUCGGUUAACAUACAACAGAUGACAUUAUUUUAAUUAUUUAAUCAGUGAAUUGAUUAAUUUUUGGUAUACUUACGGUAGCGUCGCCGGAUACUCAUAGAGUUUGGGAAAAUUAUUUAGCAAUUGACAUUUCACUACAUGGGAGUGAUUGUAAUUCAAAUUCAGUGCAGUACUCUACGUCACAUCAGAACAAUUUUAUUUAUAUUUUAAUAGAUUUAUAAAACUAUAGAUUGUGAUUAGAUAUCGGUGCGGCUAUCGCUUUAAGUUCAUCAAACUUAAUCUUUAUAAAAUGUUUCAUUAAAAAAAACUGUUCUCAAAUAUUUAUUCGAAUCGUAAUUUACAAGAGUAAUUUCUAUUACUCAAUUCUGAAUUUAUUUUAGGGUAAGAAAUUUUAUAUUCCGCCGCAGGGUUUUUCCCACUGUUCAGAAUUUGAGAAAAAGGAUAAUGACGUUAUAUUACGCUUUCUUUAUCUUUCAUAGAACAUGUAAGUAAUAGUUGUAUUUACAGGACAUUUCUCGAUUAUGCUUUUCAAUUAUGACGAUCGUGUCAAAAAAACUUAAUUGAUUGACUGAAUUAGAAAAAGUGAAGAAGACUCUGCUUCGUAUAGCUGUCAUUCCUUUUCUUCACUCGUUCCUUUUAUUACGGAAAAGCAAGUGCAACUUGGCCCAAAAUUAGCACCAGGGAAGCCAAAAAUAUGUAUUUUUCUGAGACACCUGGGUGACCAACAAGUAGUAUUUAUUUAUUUAUUGAUUCAUUUAUUCAAAUAUUUCUAUGGAUUUAUUUUUUACUUAUUUAAUAUUUUCUCGAAUAUUUAUAACAUUUUACAAUGAUAUAUUUUUUAUCAGAAAAUAUUCUUAUUACUACACUUAUGCUAGAAUAAUACCGGUUAGUAUACAUAUAUAACUGAGUAAAUAUGUCGUAAUUGAAGGAUCUACACAGUGUUAAUGAUAAUAAUGAACAGUGUUACCUGUUUCUGACUGAUCACCCAUCCCAUGCUAAGGAAACUGAUUAUGAACAAUUGAGUGAAUUGUACAAUCUGGUAAAAUAUACCACCUUUCAUAAUAAUCAGAAUCCUUAUUAUGAUCAAUGUUAAACGUGUAAUUAACGUAAUCGAUUUAUAAAAUGCUUCAUCAUUCAUGAAAUUUGUGUGAUUGGAUUAUAAAACAGGGUUGCACCAUUAAUUUAUCAUUGGUUCUUGCUCUGAUGGCAAAUUCAAUCCAUUUGAUUAUUCAAAAAGUUCGAUUUCUAGUUAUCGAGAUUAGACUUAUCUAUGAACAAUGACUCGGGUCGGUCGACGUCAUAUUUCCAACCCUUGCAUAUCAUAAUAAUACCCUAUGUAAUAGACAUGUUGCAGAAAUUGCACAAGUAGAAGCUUUGUGAUCCAAAGAGAUCAAGAAAAGGAAGAAAUAUACAUAGAGGAAAUUAACGUACAUUGGACCACUAACUGAACUGGACCUAUUUGUAGUAAAGUAUGGGGCAAGUUGUCUAAUUUACCUAUUGGGUUCCAAUACACCCUACUUUCCUUUAUAAGGUGGACCUGAUAUCGAUUGAAAGAUUUUAGUAACUCGGAGUUGAUCCAGUCGGCUUCAAACUUUAAAUUCUAGAAAAAAAAUCGCCAAUUGCCCUGUAAUUCAACAAAAGAGACACUUCUACGAAACUUUUCACAAGCAACAGAUUUCAUUGCCAUGAUUCACUCAAUAUUUCACGACUUUACAUAUAUUUGUAUAUACAUACAUAUAUACUAUAUACUUCGCAUAGGGUGUCUCAUUGAAAAGAGUGAUUCUAUUAGUUCGGAAACUAUUCAUCGUAUCGGAAAAUCGAUCAGAGGGUUGUUCUCGAGGUGGACAUCGCAUGAUGAAAUUAUUUUAAAUUGAGUGGCCAACUGUCUUGUUAAAAUUAGAAUAAAAGUCAUUUUUUCAGAAUGAAAAAUAAAUCAGAUUUACAAGAUGAAAGUUAUUCGAAUUUUUCGAAAAUGGCACGAGCCAGCAUCAAACUGUUCCAUUAUUCAGUGUAUCCCUCGAGACAAUUAGAUCUGACCUAUUUUCCGAUAUUUGAUGAAUGGUUUUGACAAUAACCGAAUCCCUCUUUCUAAUGGUACACCCUACAUACUGUUAAUACAUAUGAAACAUAUUGUUACUGUUUACGUAAGUUUUUCCGAGGUUCAAAGAAAAGUUCGAUAUAUUGAGUUUCCUGUUAUGAAAUUCUUGUUACUCCAGAACAAGAUAAAUACAUAUAAAUAUAAGUAAAAAGAUAGUAUAUGUAUAAGGGAUGUGAAUUUCGUAUUCAUAAAUGAUAAUGAUGAAGACGAUCUAUGAGGCUUGAAUGUAUAUACUUUGUUCGUAUAUUAAAUUAUGUGUAAAUAUAUACAUGAAUGUAUAUAAAAAGAAAAGGAGAAAAAAACCCAAGAAACGUUGGUCACAUGAUUGGAAGUGGAUUAGCCGCUGUGCACCUUCUGCGUGAAAGCUCAUUCAGUCUAAUUAUAACGAUAUGAAUGAUAAUUUUAAUAAUAGUUAUAAUGAAGGGUUGUUGCCCCAUGAAAUUCCACAUUUACAUAUGUUCGUUUGUUGCAAAUGUUGAUAUAGUUAUCUAGAUCCAAAACUUGAUAAAAAAUAUUAUAUCAUUCAGAAAACUACGUGUAAUCGAUCUGUAUAAAAGCUCUCUUUGUAACAAUAAAUGCUAAACCUGAGAGUUGUAAAAUCACAGCUGCAUACAAAUCUAAUAUUAUCUCUAGUCAGUACAACUGAAACUAUAUUGCGUAUCUGUCACUACUAUAAACUGCUUUGUGAACUGUACUUGUUUAAAAUACAUGCAGUAGUAAGUGUUCAACAGAGAGAAAAACAGAUUUAAAAAUAAUACCAUCAUGAAAAAUUCAAGUCAAUGUCAACGGCAUAUGAAAGUUGUUCAACACUAAUCAGAGAAGGAAUAAAUGUAUGCAGUGAUCAUGCGUUAACUUGUGUCUCACAAUCUUAAAUAACUGCUGUCAAAUUAUGCGUUUUAUAAGUAGCCGAUGUCGCGAAAGCCCACCCGUUGAGCAGAUUGCUUUAAAUGUACAGAUAAUAAAUGAUUGACUUCACUUCUGAAAUACCACGAAAGUUAUUAUAGAUAGUUGGAAAAAAUUCUCUGAUAUAUAUUACAUCACAAGUAAAUAAGUUUUACAUGUAUUGCCAUUUAAUGAUACACCUAGAAUAGAUCCUACAAACACAAGAAUGGAGCAUCGUCCUCUGCAAUAAUCCUUGUAGAAAAGUCAAUGUUAUACAAACGAAUUUUCGACUACUCGCAGUUCACGUCGAACAUACCUAAAUGAUAAUUCUGUAAAGUUCGAAUAUACAUUUUUCAGUUAAAUACAUACGGAGAAAUUUA